Adelges cooleyi (spruce gall adelgid) is the source of this 631-nucleotide messenger RNA. RefSeq lists its product as uncharacterized. The transcript has 7 exons. The record is from RefSeq and is a predicted model, not a curated record. NCBI's taxonomy places the organism in Eukaryota, Metazoa, Arthropoda, Insecta, Hemiptera, Adelgidae. Bases 1 to 570 code for a protein of 189 amino acids.
AUGCCUAUGGAUUUAAGUUUAGAAAUAAGGAUUGAAUGGUUAACAGAGUCGAACACCUUACUAAAAUCAGAUGAUAACCAAAACGCUAAGGCAACCUUACCAAACACACAUUACGCUGAAGCUUCUGUAGAAAGUUUGGAACAGUCUUCUGAAUAUAAGGGAGAAGAGAGACAAUUAGACGAGGAGGUGAAAGAGUUCCCCCGUGCUCCAAGGCCGGAUUUGACUGCAAGGGACGCUUUGCCGUUAAAUGACCGGUUGGCCACGGCCACUGAAGCGUCCGAGGAAUUAGAGCAGAUUAAAAACAUACUAAUAGAAGAAAAGCAACAUGUGAUAGCCAAAUGUCAACAAUAUUACGAAGAAAUAAGGCUUUUAGCAGUAACUGAAAAUAGCCCACUAACAAGGGCCAGAAAUAAAAAAUUAAGAUUGUGUUUGUCCAAAUGUCAAGAUUUAAAAAUUUUUAUAGAAGAUCUGGAAAGUGGUCCUGAGACUGCAGAGGACGCUUUGCCGUCUACGGCAGAAAUGGAAUUAGAGCGAUUACCGACUUUUCUAACACACCGUCAUGACAGGUAGGUUGACAGACCUAUAUUGACAGCAGCUAACGAAUGGCUAUUUAACCAUAACAAUCAAAAAC